Medicago truncatula (barrel medic) is the source of this 1009-nucleotide messenger RNA. RefSeq lists its product as uncharacterized. The record is from RefSeq and is a predicted model, not a curated record. Bases 59 to 817 code for a protein of 252 amino acids. The transcript has 4 exons. Lineage: Eukaryota; Viridiplantae; Streptophyta; Magnoliopsida; Fabales; Fabaceae.
AACAAAACCAGCGGCAAAGUGAAACAGAGUAGUAGGUAGAACAAGCAACCCAGCAACAAUGGCAACAAUAUCCAUACGCAUGUCCCCAAAACUAUUCUCUCCAUCAACAAAAACCCUUUUUCCCAUUCAUACAAACAAAUCAAUCACCAUCACCAACAACAGCAACAGAACAAAGCUAUCGUUGCUCUAUUUAAGUUCAAGAAACGGAACAGAGUGUCCUGUUCCGUUAGAACAGCAGCCCAUAAACGAGUACCAGUCGUUAUCGACCUCGUUCCCGUUUUCAUGGGCUGCUGGUGAUGUUGUUGAAUAUGGUUCCCGGCUUUUCGUGGUGGGCUUUUCCUUUGCCUUGCUUGUGGGGUUACCUGUGGCUUGGUUUGGAACUGUUGGGGCACAAUAUGAGCCUGCUAAGAGGAUUGUUUGUGCUGCUUCUAGUGGUGUUCUGGCUGUUACUUUUGCGGUUGUUAGGAUGUAUCUUGGUUGGGCUUAUGUUGGGAAUCGUUUGCUCAGUGCUACUGUUGAAUAUGAGGAGACAGGGUGGUAUGACGGUCAGAUAUGGGUGAAGACUGCUGAGGUCUUAGCACGUGAUAGACUCUUGGGAUCAUUUUCUGUUAAGCCUGUACUCAGUAGAUUGAAAAUCACUCUAGUCGGUCUGGCGGCAUGCUUGGUGACAUGUGCUCUUAUCUUCAUUAACAUUGAUGAAAGUUACCUUACAUCGAGAGAAACCGGAGUUCGAGCAAUACCCGGAGCUUACAAUGAUGAAUCUGCAAGAUCAUUUGAACCAGAUGCAUUUUGUGGUGAGCCUGAUCUUCAAGAAUAGUACAUGACUUAUACUAAAGAAGUAUCCCAGCUAGAUCCUCCAUGUAUGGUAUUAAUUUGGAGGGAAAGGGGUGCUCUAUUAAAAUCUAUACUUUCUGUACAUAUUUUAUAUUGCCUUUUCUUACAUUACGUGUAGUAGCAUUUCACAGUAAUGUAAAGUUGCAAAAUAAAAUGAGCAAAUUUAUAUUUUAUA